AAAUGAAAAAUAAUAAAAUGUUCUCCUCAAAACCGAGGCGCCGUGUUCUUGCUUGCUACUUUUUCUUCUUGUUCAAAUCAAAUCCCAAAAAUCGAAAUUGCUAAUUCUCUUCACCAAAUUUGCUACUUGGCGAUCGAAAACACAGGGCAUGGCUACUCUCAAUGGACAAGAGAAGAUCAAAUUCAAGUACGACGUUUAUGAUGAUGAUGAAGAUGGACCUAAAUGGCCUGUUGUUGAAUCAAUCCCUACCAAAAAAGUGUCCGAUUACCCGAUCGUGGACUCUGGAGAUUAUGUUGAUGAUGGAUAUGAUUCAGCUGACGGGCUCUCUACCACUCCGAUUCAGAGAAAUGUGACACCACCUGAAGUGAACUUGAAAAACGUGUUAAGUGGUUUGAUUGCUAUUGUUACCGGGCGGAACAAGGACUCCUCCUCCUCUGACCAGAAUAUCCCUUCUUCGAAUGUUUCCUUCCUUGGCUCUGGCAAGAACGGAGAUACUUACCUUCAUUCCUCUGUUUACAUACCGAGUGCUCCCCCUCUUCUUGAACCUAGUGGGAUCAAUUAUAGUGUUUACAAGGAGUUGCUUGAAGCCGAACCUCCUGAGUGGCUCCCUGAUAGUUCGACUACUACUUGUAUGCACUGUUCUUCUCCUUUUACUGCAAUCACCUGCGGUAGACAUCACUGUCGGUUCUGCGGAGGGAUAUUUUGUAGGAACUGUUCCAAAGGCAGGUGUUUAAUGCCUAGUCGCUUUCGGGAAAGGAAUCCUCAGAGGGUCUGUGAUUCCUGCUACGAGAGGCUUGAUCCUUUGCAAGGUGUCCUCAUUAACUCUAUUAGUAAUGCUGUGCAAGUUGCAAAGCAUGAUGUUGUGGAUUGGACUUGCUCAAGAGGCUGGUUGAAUCUUCCCCUUGGUCUUUCCAUGGAAGAUGAGAUCUACAAGGCAUCUAUUACCCUCAGAGGUUACUGCCAGGUAGCAACACUAGACCCUGAGAAAUCCAUACCACAUGCUGUUCUUAGUCGAGCUAAAGGUUUGGCGAUUAUAACAGUUGCUAAGGUUGGGGCUUUACUGUCGUACAAACUCGGGACUGGUCUGGUAAUAUCUCGGAGAUCAGACGGGUCAUGGUCUGCUCCAUCCGCGAUACUGUCAGUAGGUCUAGGAUGGGGUGCUCAGAUUGGCGGUGAGUUGAUGGACUUCAUAAUAGUGCUGCAUGAUGUGAAAGCGGUGAAGACGUUCUGCAGCAGAAUGCACUUCUCUCUAGGUGCGGGAUGCAGUGCAGCAGCAGGACCUAUUGGGAGAGUGUUGGAGGCUGACCUUCGAGCUGGUGACAGAGGCUCUGGCGUCUGCUAUACUUACAGCCGCAGCAAAGGGGCGUUUGUGGGAGUAUCUCUAGAAGGAAAUGUGGUGGUAACAAGAAGGGACAUGAAUGUAAAGUUCUAUGGCGAUCCAUACCUAUCCACAUCAGACAUUCUACUUGGGAUGGUGGAUCAACCCAAGGCAGCCGAACCAUUGUACACUGCCCUCAGGGAUCUCUACGCAGGUUUACGCCCGUAGCCUCCAUUCACAUUACAAACUACUCUUUGUAUAUAAACGUUUCUCAGAUUGGUUUCAUAAGUUCGAAACUAUUCAAGUGUACAUGUACAUAAAUUGUUUCCCUCAAGAACCAAACAUUUGCUGCACCAGACUAUGAACGUUUUAGGAUUAUAUUUAUUUUAUCAAAGCUUGUUUACCUUU
Camelina sativa (false flax) is the source of this 1726-nucleotide messenger RNA. Lineage: Eukaryota; Viridiplantae; Streptophyta; Magnoliopsida; Brassicales; Brassicaceae. The record is from RefSeq and is a predicted model, not a curated record.